AUUAAUAGCAAUAUAAAGUGCGUGCUAAUUUCCUCCGGUUUUUCCACCGUGCUUAACCGCCACCGCACGCGUACGCACACACAUCCCCAUAGCCGGGUGUGUGUAUCGCUCGUUGAAAGGUUGUGUGUGCCUGAAGCCGGCUUCGCGAGUUUUUUUUUGUGUGCAAAGCGAAAGAAAAACGUGGUGUACUGAGUUGAAAACGUGUGAAAACUUACAGUGAAGUGAAGAAUUGAUUUGAUCUGUUUUUCCUUUUGUACCAUCUGCCCCAUCAAGAAGAAGCAUAAAAAUUAUUGCAAAACACAUCCACACACACACGCGCGGGUGUUUCUAGUUCUCGGGUCACGGGUGGGUACGGGCGUGCGUGGAACGUAGGACAACCGAGUGUCCCCCCCCCGCCAUUCCGUCUAUCGUUAGCUCUCUGUUUCCUUUAAUACUGGAAAACCCGUUUUUCCCAGAAGUGGUUUUUCUUUUUCGUUGAAUCGCGAAACCAGCGGAAGUUUGAAAACGGCCGUUCCCCAUGUGCGUGUGUUAGUUGCUCACCCCGGCCAUAGGACUUGUAUUACGCAGUUCGAAGUUUGCUCUCCACCACCAUCAAAGUGGUGAAGGUGUGUUAGAUAGUGGUGUGUAGUGCCGGCUCCAUCCGGUUCUUCAAUGUUGCAGCUUGUUCUUGCAGUUUCAUUUCUCUGCCCGUGGUGAGCUGUUUUUGCUUUCCUACCGCGUAUGUUGGAAAGAGCAGUGUGGAGUGUGCUUUUCUAUCCCGUUCGCACGCAGCGCAUAUCACAACACGAUCAACAGUAGCCAGCAGCAGCCACAAACUUCAUCCCGAGCGGCGGUGAGAAGUGAGAAGAAGUAACACACCGUCACGCAUCUCAUUUUUUCGCUUCGUAUCAACCAAGAAGGCAGUUAUACUAAAACGCACACACACACACCAAACCCCUCUCAAUCAGCGAGCAGACAUUUUGUUGUGGAAAAAACGGCAACAGUACGUACCGCGUGUAAUAUCACCGAGGGAAAAGGCAUUUGAAGUAAACAGCUUAAAAGGUGACCCAACCCGUGUACAAGGAUGGAUCUCGCUAGUGAGAGUGUAUUGUUUUCGGACAACGACAAGCGUAACGGUGUGGCCGAUCAUCACGGUCGUAACGGUAACGCAUCGGGUGCUGAAGGUAGCGGUCCCGGUUCCCCGAACAGCGGCGAAGGAUCAAGCAAGACGGCGGACGGUACCGAGCUCAUGAAGAAACCGAUCGGUUUGCUCGACGAUAAGCUGAAGAAGCGCGUGCGUAAGCUGUCCCGGUCGAACAGCAAGGACGGUGUGCUGGGAGUGGCCGGUACGCCCAACUUUGUGUCGCCGCACCGGAAGUGGAAGAACAGUCGCCGAUCGCGGAACGGGUACGGACGGGGCCUGCCGAAGAAGGGCGGUGCCGGGCGGAAGGGUGUGUGGGGCAAGCCGGGCUCGGAGGUGUACGACGAGCUGGACGAGGAUCCGAACGAUCCGAACUUUGACAUCGACGCGUACAACAGCACGCACAACGUGGAGCUGAAGGAGAUCGUACCGCAGAUGACGGAGGCGGAGGUUGUGAAGAAGCUGGAACCGAUCAUACUGGAGUAUUUCGAGCACGGUGACACACACGAGGUGGCGGACGCACUGGACGAUCUGCUGCAGCCGGGUAUGAAGCCGCUGGUGACCAAAACCAUCGUUGCGGUCGCGUUCGAACACAAGCAGUCGCAGCGCGAGCUAACGUCGGUGCUCAUUUCCGAUCUGUACGGGCGCAUCGUAACGCGCGAGGACAUCUGUGCCGGGUUCGAUCUGCUGCUGGCAAACCUGUCCGAUAUUAUGCUGGACACGCCGGACGCACCACAUUUGCUCGGCAACUUUAUUGCCCGUGCGGUCGCGGACGAUUGCAUUCCGCCGAAAUACGCUUACCAGUCGGAUCGGGAAGAUCUGGACCAGCACGGCCAGUCGGCACUGGUGCGUGCGACCACACUGCUGUCGAUGCACGACGGUUGGGGCCAGCUGGACAACGUUUGGGGUGUCGGCGGUGCCCUACGUCCGGUGCAGACCAUCACCCAGCAGAUGUCGUAUCUGCUGCAGGAGUACCUGCUUUCACGCGAUCUCAGCGAAGCCCAACGUUCCAUCAAGGAGCUGGAGGUGCCGCAUUUCCAUCAUGAACUGAUUUACGAGGCAAUCAUAAUGACACUGGAAGCGUUCAACGAGUCCACCGAGGUGGCCAUUUGCGAGCUGUUCCUCACACUCGACAGUACCUGUAUCGUUACGCCGGAGCAGAUGGAGCAAGGGUUCCGGCGCGUUUACGAGGAUAUGACUGAUAUCGUCCUCGAUAUUCCGCUCGCCUAUUCGAUCCUGGAUCGGUUCAUCCAGCGCUGCCAGCGCGCUGGUUCGUUCCUCAGCGAAGCACUCAUCAAAGAUAUUCCCACCCGGGGACGCAAACGUUUUGUGUCCGAGGGCGACGGUGGCUUGAUCAAACAGAUCAAUUUUCGCCGCGAUUUGUAAAAUGUUUCCCUCCAAACUAGUUCUAUCAGCCAGCAAAACUCAAGCCAUGCUCCGCACCCGCGCCGCCGCUGGCUGCCCUCCACAUCGCACGGUUCAAUUGGACGGAUGAAAGCAACGAAAUGAAAAGGUCACACAGCGCCAACCUGUUGUUGGAAGAAGGAGAUGUGGUGGAUAGGGAGGGAGGAGGGCUAAAGCGUGUAGGGGGUGUGUUUUUAGAGGAUGAGAACUACACUGCUAAAGAAAGGGUUUUUUGGCAAGCCGCGCGAAAGGUUGAGGAGAGAAGACCCGCAACAAGAAAAAAAGGAACAGGAGAAUUAAUUCGUGCACUAAUCAUACUAAAAUUUUGCGAGUCAAUGUCCCUCAGAGGGAGAGAGAGAGAGAGAGAAAGAGAGUGCAACUAUUUCCUAUUUUUACAUGUUUUUUUUCUUAAUUUUUAUUCGUUUAUUUUUUUUUCGAGUAUAAAACGCACCUUCUAACGGAAAAAACAGCAUCAUCUGGGGCCACAGUUUAGCCUUUAAUAUGAUGCAUUUAAUUGCAAACUUUGGACUGGUAUAUAUUGUAUCGUAUCGCUUAGCUUUUUUUGUGGGUGGAAAAUCAUACGCGCGCUCAGUAGCAAGGAUUCGGUUGCAAACUUGAAGACCCGCCAUUACUUUAUUUAAUCAAAUGAUAGCAAACGAACAACGGAGAAAAGGGAUUUAAACGUACGGAUAGUGGCAUGCGGAAGCGCGAGAUAGCUUUUCUUUUUAAAAACACAAUCCAGUGCGGGAAAAUCAUUAAGCAGCAAACACCGUUGCAGAUUUUCCUUUUUUUUGCUCCAGCUUUCCAACAUUGUCUCUUAACUCAUCUGUCCGCACGUUUAGUCCCGUUUUUUUCCGCACCCCCGUCUCGUUUGCAAAAGACCUUCUUCAGGGAGAGCGCCUUAAUAAGCAAACGGUAGGAUUGCAUUUGGAAAGCGAAAAAGGAUAUAAAGCCAAAAGAGUGCGCGUCGCAUACUAUUGUAAAAUUCAUGAUAAAACGCAAACUAACUUAAUCGUAUGCAGCAAAUGAACUGAAGAACAACACACGCAUGGAUAAAUCCAUCGUUGACGUUGCUUACCAUUCUAUACUUGCACACACAUCAGCACGCAAUGCGUGGCGAAAAGUGUAGGGGGGGAAUAGGCGCGAAGGUGUGACAGACACAGGGAGGAGAAAUUGUUUUGUAAUUAUAUUUGCAUUUCAUCGUUACGAAUAAGUUUGCUUUUUAGAACGUAUAACGAUACAAAAAAGAGAGAGAGAAAGAGAUUCCUUUUGUCGAGAGCAUA
Molecule: messenger RNA, 3807 nt
Organism: Anopheles funestus (African malaria mosquito)
Lineage: Eukaryota; Metazoa; Arthropoda; Insecta; Diptera; Culicidae
Gene: Pdcd4
Product: programmed cell death protein 4
Exons: 5
Coding region: 1064-2506 (480 amino acids)
Biological process (GO): negative regulation of DNA-templated transcription
Cellular component (GO): cytosol; nucleus
Source: RefSeq, a predicted model, not a curated record